AUGGCCUCUGCCGCUUCCUCCCCGCAGAGGGAGCCCACGCCCUCGGCCGCCCACCCCGCGCCUCCCCCAGGAACUCCCCCCGCGAUUCCCUCCAUACUACCCCAGAAACGUGCUCUUGGGGAAGACCACAGCCCAGCUGUUUCCUCGCCGCUGAAUCCGGAAUCCAAGGCACAGCGCGUGCAGGUGCAGAUCCAAGACGACGGCCAGGCCAUGGGGCGCGAGAAGAGGACCAAGAAGGACUCGCUCAAGAAGCGGGAGUCCAAGGGUGCCACCGAUAGCGCGCGCGCGACCCCCGAUCCCAAGCCGAAGGAGCCUGCCGGCGAACUGGCCCCCAUGCGCUACAAGCUCGCCCAGCCCAAGCCCACCGACUUCGAGCCGUCCAGGGGGCCCGUCUUCGCCAGCCACCACGAGGUGCAGGACCCAGACGGGAAAACCAUCGAGUUCUGCGAGACAUUGGAUCACGUCUACAACAAGAAGAACUUCCACUACACCCACUGCAUCGCCGACCCUGCCUUCCCGUCCAUGUUCUACUACCGCAACACCGAGCCGCCCCCAUACGGCGCGCAUAUGAGCUUUGAGGACGCCGCCUCCCACAUGUUCUUCGACCGCGCCGGCAAGCACGUCACAUCCGACAAGGGGUUCCGGAUGUCGCGCGCCAAUGUGGCCGUCCGCGAGGGGCGCUGGUACUGGGAGUGCAGGAUCACGCGGGGGAUCCUGGCGAACCGGGGUGAGGGUGACCCCGAGUCGCACGGGCAUGUCCGGGUCGGCUUCGCUCGGAGGGAGGCGUCGUUGGACGCGCCCGUCGGCUUCGACGCGUACAGCUACGGCAUCCGGGACGUGGCGGGGCAGAAGGUGCACAUGUCACGGCCCAAGGACUUCUUCCCGCCGGGCGAGCAAAUCCAGGAAGGCGAUGUUAUCGGGCUGGAGAUACAGCUGCCGUCGGAGCGCCUCCACCGCAAGGUCGUGCAGGGCCAAUACAACCCGGCAAUCGACGCUGCCGACGAGGACUCGGACCUGGCGCCCGAGGCGCCCGACAUCAUCCGCGACCGCAUCCCGAUCCGCUUCAAGGCCCACAUCUACUUCGAGAAGAUUGACUACCACACUAGCAAGGAGCUCGAGGACUUGAUGAACCCGUCGGGGCACGGGCACAGCAACACGGAGCCGCCGAACCCGAAUCACCCGCUGCCCGCGCUGCGCACGCUGCCGAAUUCGUACAUCAAGGUGUACAAGAACGGUGUGCUCAUGGGCACGCCGUGGACGGACCUGCUGGCCUUUCUGCCGCCGGCGUCGAGGCAGGCGCAGCAGAGCGCUGGACGGGAGGCUCUCGACGACGGGACGCUGGGAUACUACCCGGCCGUGAGCGUCUUCCGCGGCGGCGCGGUCGAGGUGAAUUUCGGGCCGGAUUUCUGGUUCCCGCCGCCGGCGCCCGAGGACGCGGAGAUGCAGGGCGUCGACGGGCGGCAGAACCGACUCGGCAAGCUCCGGGCGGUGAGUGAGCGAUAUGACGAGCAAAUUGUCGAGGACAUUGUCUACGACAUCGUCGACGAGGUCGGCUUUUGGAUGGAGGACGGUGGCCAGGCGGGAGAGGGGGUUUGGUUUUUUCAGGGCUGGGGCUGGGGUGGUGGUGGUGUUGGUGGUGGCGGCAGCAGUGGUGGAAGUGUUGGCCUCGGCCACGGGCUGUUGGCCCGACUCGGCGUCACUAUCCCAGGUUAG
Molecule: messenger RNA, 1713 nt
Organism: Thermothielavioides terrestris NRRL 8126
Lineage: Eukaryota; Fungi; Ascomycota; Sordariomycetes; Sordariales; Chaetomiaceae
Exons: 3
Coding region: 1-1713 (570 amino acids)
Cellular component (GO): Set1C/COMPASS complex
Molecular function (GO): protein binding; transcription cis-regulatory region binding
Source: RefSeq, a predicted model, not a curated record